Molecule: messenger RNA, 4387 nt
Organism: Mus caroli (Ryukyu mouse)
Lineage: Eukaryota; Metazoa; Chordata; Mammalia; Rodentia; Muridae
Gene: Spred2
Product: sprouty related EVH1 domain containing 2
Biological process (GO): negative regulation of MAPK cascade; multicellular organism development
Cellular component (GO): membrane
Molecular function (GO): protein kinase binding
Source: RefSeq, a predicted model, not a curated record
GGCCGCUGGGAAGACGUCAUCGCUUCCGCCCUACUUCCUCCUCCUGUUGGCGGCGCUGAGAAUCCAAUAUGGAGUAAAUCGGUGGAGUGGCGAGAUGGGGCUCGGACGGGGCGCCCUGCACCGCCUCCCAGGCGCAUCUCCCCCGGCCGGCGAGCACUACCCGGAACCCUGAUUGGCCCGGUUCCCGGGGGCGACCCCGGCCCGGCCCCAGCGCAGCCGGCUGCCCGCCCGCCUUCCCGAGCGUGCUUGUUUUUCUGCUGUUCUCCCCCUCCGGGUCCCCUUCCCAAAUCUCGCCUCUGCACCCCCUCAGAGCCCCGGGGCCGUGCCCGGCCGGCCCACGGCGUCCGCUGCCUGGUGUGCCCCUUCCCAGACCUCGCCCUGAUCUCGGGGCUCUCCAUUUCCCCGCCUGCCUCGGCGCCCCCUUCAUCUCUAGCUCCCCCCCUCCACCACCAAAUCAGGAGAUGUCGGAGAUGUGAAGAAGGGGGGCGAGCGCACAGGAAGAUGAAGGGAGCCAGGCUGCACGCCGCGGGACAGGCGUCUAGGUGAACAAGAAAAUGACCGAAGAAACACACCCGGACGAUGACAGCUAUAUUGUGCGUGUCAAGGCUGUGGUUAUGACCAGAGAUGACUCCAGCGGGGGAUGGUUCCCACAGGAAGGAGGCGGGAUCAGUCGCGUCGGGGUGUGUAAGGUCAUGCACCCUGAAGGCAACGGAAGAAGCGGCUUUCUCAUCCAUGGCGAACGACAGAAAGACAAACUGGUGGUAUUGGAAUGCUAUGUCAGAAAGGACUUGGUCUACACCAAAGCCAAUCCGACGUUUCAUCAUUGGAAGGUUGAUAACAGGAAGUUUGGACUUACUUUCCAAAGUCCUGCAGAUGCACGAGCCUUUGACAGGGGCGUGAGAAAAGCCAUUGAAGACCUUAUAGAAGGUUCAACGACCUCCUCUUCCACUCUCCAUAACGAAGCUGAGCUCGGAGAUGAUGACGUUUUCACGACAGCUACGGACAGUUCUUCUAAUUCCUCGCAGAAGAGGGAGCCGACUACGAGGACAAUCUCCUCCCCCACGUCUUGUGAGCACCGGAGGAUUUAUACCCUUGACCCAUACCCCAUGGACCAUUACCACCCUGACCAGCGGUUGCCGCGGUCCUACCCCCAGGUCACCUUCCCAGAAGAUGAUGAAGAAAUUGUACGCAUCAACCCCCGAGAGAAGAUCUGGAUGACCGGUUAUGAAGAUUACCGGCACGCGCCGGUUCGCGGCAAAUACUUAGACACCACAGAAGACGCAGACUCCUACGUGCGCUUCGCCAAGGGCGAAGUCCCCAAACACGAAUAUACCUAUCCCUAUGUUGAUUCUUCGGACUUCGGCUUCGGGGAGGAUCCCAAAGGUAGUGUGAUCAAGACACAGCCGCCCAGGGCCAAGUCCCGUCGGCGGAAGGAGAACGGCGAACGGUCGCGGUGUGUGUACUGCAGGGAUAUGUUUAAUCACGAAGAGAACCGAAGGGGCCACUGCCAAGACGCGCCCGACGCCGUGAGAACUUGCAUUCGCCGGGUGAGCUGUAUGUGGUGCGCGGACAGCAUGCUGUACCACUGUAUGUCCGACCCCGAGGGAGACUACACUGACCCUUGUUCGUGUGACACAAGCGAUGAGAAGUUUUGCCUCCGGUGGAUGGCUCUAAUUGCCUUGUCUUUCCUGGCCCCUUGUAUGUGCUGUUACCUGCCCCUCCGGGCCUGCCACCACUGUGGAGUGAUGUGCAGGUGCUGUGGUGGGAAGCACAAAGCCGCCGCGUGACUCGGGUCCCCUACUUUCUGCUUCUCCAUCCACGGCCACAGGCAACUUGUCUCUUGCGCACUCCCCCAUCUUCUCCCUGGUUCCCUUCCAACUCCAAAAGGCUAGGCCGAUAAGAGGAGGCCAGGCUCUGUGGUCCCUUGGUGACAUCAUUCCAAACCUGGGGUAGCUGCCGCCCCCUGUGUCAGCCACCUACCCCCUCUCGCAGUGUUCUGAGGAAAGGAGCCUUCGGCAUAGACUCGUGUAUUUUACCAGCCUAUAAUCGUGCUGUCUUUCCUGAGUGUUGGUUUCCUGCCCCUCCUUCUCAUCUUUCUGGUUCUGCAGACUUGGAGGGGUUUAUUGAUUCCCCCGCCCCGCCGCCCCUCCUCCCCCCGCUCUGUGACUGUUUUUUUUUUUUUCUUCGUCUCCCCAUUCGGCUUGCCUGUCGCUAACUAGCAUAGGUCCCUCAGAGAUGUGACAGAAUGAUGAAGCCGGCACCACAGCAUGUUGUUAUGUGAGGAGGCAAUCUGGAUAGCAAGCAUGUACCACAAAACAAUAGUACUUUAACUCCUAACGCCAAGUCUCCCCAUCAGCUGCCGGUUUUGUCUUUAACCUGCUAUCAUCUCUUCUCCUGCCCCCCCCCCAUGAAUUAAUUCACUAAUGCAAAACAAUCACUUUUUAAAUGACUUUUUGAGCCUUAAAUCCAUACUGACUUGUGAGAAUCAGGAAAGAAUGUCUCAAGCUGCUUUGCACCCUCUUGGACCAGGGCUUGCAAGGGGAUUUGGGUUUCUGUGAGCUUGCUCAGUUUACCCAUAAAAUAAGACUUUUUAGAAUUGCGUUGCCACUUCUAAAAUCCUAGCAAUACUUAGAAUAACACAUCAGUGAGAUAAAUUUUACUCAAUUAUUUUACAAACCAAAUUGAGUUAUUCAAACACAAGCCAGUAUUCUGUGAACAAGUUCCAGAUGAAAAACACAGAAGUUGUGAAUGAAGUUGUAGCCAUUCCCUGCCCCUGCACUAUAUUUUUCGGGGUGCAUUUUAAAUACUAUCGAUUCAAACACUGGUGGCUUGCAUUUUUUUAGGUAUAUAUUUUUGGUUAGUUUGGGGGGGGUUGUUUUGUUUUUUAAUUUGAGGCUCAAUUCUUCAUUUAUACUUGAAAAAAACAAGGCCAUAUGUAAAGAAAAAAAAAACCCUUUCAAUGCCUAAGUGUCUUCUAUCACUCCACACCCACAGUUGCCACCUGGGGUGCACAGAUAAGGGUAGGUCACCAACUGAUUAUGCCUGUCCCUGAGCCAUGCAAAAGGCUCCUAAUUUGCUGGGGGUGGGGGGAGCACAUAUGCAUAUAUAUAUAUAUGUGUGUGUGUGUAUAUAUAUAUGAGAAUAGCCAAAUCCUAAGAAAAAAGACAAGCGGAAGUGGUUACCGAUACCUAGCAUGGUACAAUCAGAGCUCCGUGGGGACUGUAGGGAGCAGGUUGUUACUACUGGCCAUUCUUCCCACAGUGAUUAACGGCGGGUCCCCUUUAGUCCACCACCCCCCAAGCUCAGUCCCCUUUAGGUCUCCUUCUCUCCCCCCCCUCACCCCCUUUGCACACAGACAUCCGUCUUUAAAGGAAAAGGCCUUUUGUCCAGUCAGUCAGUCAUACCGGGAGAAGCUAGCCAUGCAUCCCUUCCCGGCAGUGCUUUCUGCUCGCCCGACAGACAGCCUGUCGUGUUUCUUUGGACAGAUGGACCAUCAGUGUAGAUAAUCAGCAUGCUUGUGCAUUACGUGGAGGUUGGAGGUGGGAGGUGUCAACUUUGUUGGGAUGACUGGUUGGGGCUCUCUGUUGUCAACAAGAUGCGGAAAGCGGUCGUCUCCACCAUUGUGGAUGGAGGGGGUCUCUGUGCUAGGAGACUCUAUAGACUGCCUCCAGCCGCCCUCCAGUGCUGUGGAGAGACUGUCCCCAGCCUGAGGGACUCUCCUCGGGCCCUCUCGCCUCUCUACCAAGCACAACACUAAUCCUGUUUCCUUAAAUCUCCGUUCAAGUGCCCCUAUUUAUUUCAGUGAGAAUGCGUGUCCGGUUGCCUCUGUCCCUGUUUGUGCGUCCUUCCUCCCAGCCAGUUCCCACCCUCCUAAGAGUUAUGCCAGUGGAUCUCACUCCUCUGUGCAUCACCUAUCUUUGGUUUGUGAAGGCAGCAGUUAAGGGCACAAAGACAGCCAUGGGGACAUUUAUGUAAAUAUGUUUAAUUGCCACACUGCAGCUGAACGGUGUGUAGUAUUUUCCCAGUCAGCUUUGCCAUACUGACGUCAAUCAUUUGAGAGAAAUUAUUCAGAUUUUAUUUUUAUAUCCAUGGUAACAAAACCUAACCAAAAGGUUUCCUGUUCAGAAGUUCCCCUAGCUCUCAUCCCAAGCUAUUCGCUCACAUUAACAAAUUAAAGUGCCUGAAGCAUAACGCAUUUAUUUACCUGUAUACUAAAACCCCUGUUGUAUUGAUUUUUUUUUUAUAAUAAGCCUUUUUACCUCUGUAAAAAUAUAUAUAUAUAUACAAGCGUAUGAUGUACAUUUUAGUUCUUAACUUUUUUAUGGUUUCUAAUAUGUAUGACCAAUGUAGCCAUUGCUUUGAAAUGUAAAUAUAAACACGUCCUAUC